Sturnus vulgaris (Common starling) is the source of this 1170-nucleotide messenger RNA. It is a transcript of the gene VAMP7, whose product is annotated as vesicle associated membrane protein 7. Lineage: Eukaryota; Metazoa; Chordata; Aves; Passeriformes; Sturnidae. Gene Ontology annotation, biological process: endosome to lysosome transport; exocytosis; vesicle fusion. Gene Ontology annotation, molecular function: SNAP receptor activity; SNARE binding. Gene Ontology annotation, cellular component: SNARE complex; membrane. The record is from RefSeq and is a predicted model, not a curated record.
UGUGUCCCCAAGCAGGGGAGCAGCCAUGGCCAUCCUGUUUGCUGUGGUGGCGAGGGGCACCACCAUCCUGGCCAAGCAUGCCUGGUGUGGAGGGAACUUCCUGGAGGUGACUGAGCAGAUCCUGGCCAAAAUCCCAUCUGAGAACAACAAACUCACCUAUUCCCAUGGCAGUUACCUGUUCCAUUACAUCUGCCAGGACAGGAUCAUCUACCUGUGCAUCACAGAUGAUGACUUUGAGCGCUCCCGAGCGUUCACGUUCCUGGCCGAGAUCAGGAAGCGUUUCCAGACCACGUACGGCUCUCGGGCUCAGACAGCGCUGCCCUACGCCAUGAACAGCGAGUUCUCCUCUGUGCUGGCUGCCCAGCUGAAAUACCACUCAGAGAGCAAGGGCCCAGACCAGGUGGCAGAGACACAGGCCCAGAUCGAUGAACUCAAAGGGAUCAUGGUCCGGAACAUAGACCUUGUGGCACAAAGAGGAGAGAAGCUGGAGCUGCUGAUUGAUAAAACAGAGAAUCUCGUGGAUUCGUCAGUCACUUUCAAAACCACCAGCAGGAACCUUGCCCGAGCCAUGUGUAUGAAGAACCUCAAGCUCACCAUCGUCAUCAUCAUCGUGUCCAUUGUGAUCCUGUACAUCAUCCUGUCAGCCAUAUGUGGGGGGCUGGCCUGGCCCAGCUGUGUGCAGAAGUAGCUGCAGCUGGAGCUGCUCCCCAGGAGAUGAGGCAGAGUGUGAAGAAGGAACCUCCAGAGUGACUCCUGCCUGUCACCACUGCCACCUCCACCCUCCCAGCCCUCCAGGACUUCAGACUUUCUGCCUUAUCACCCGGACAGACCCAGCUGGUUGCUGCUCCUCCCCUCAAGAGUGGGCUGGGUUCAUUACUUGAGAGGAUUUUGGUGUUCCUUUUGCUGUCCCAAUGCCACCCCUGCAGAGGGCUCUGUGCAUGCUGGCCCCGUGUCCCUGUGGCUUCCCCUGGGUGGGGACAGGAGUGGCUGCAGCUCCACCUGGGCUGGAGCUGUCCCACAGAGGAGGUUUGGGGUGGGCAGAGCCAAAUGAAUGGGGUUUGGGUUCCCAGAGAGCCUCUCCUGCACAUCUGGCCACAUCUGGAGGCUGCCAGUGCUGCAGGUGUCACCCUGGUGACAAAGGGGGGGCUGGGCUUUGUGCACUCACAGGUG